AUGGAUAUCCCCGAGAUUCGAGAAAGCGGAGAAGAUAUGAGCGUUCAGCCACACUUAUCUAUCACUGCAUGUUUGCGGUGUCGCGAACAGAAGCUCAAGUGUGGACGUGAACGUCCCGCAUGCGCUCGAUGCGAGCGACUCAACGCGACAUGUAACUACCCGAGUCCUCCAGAUCGCCGGGGUCCACGGACUCAACGCGGCCCCCGGCUUGUGCACAGGGCAACCGAACACAGGCGGGAACAUACUCGCCCUCGACGACCUGUCAUUCAGCGUCCUCGUAACGAAUCUGCGUCGCAACAGACCUCCGCCUUUGAGCCACAGAGACCCAAUAAGCCUCUUGAAGGAAAUAUACUCCCUCGUAGUGAUGCUGAAGUGGAUGACGCAUCUGCGGGGCUCAUACGAACUCCAGUACUGUCUGAUUCCUACCCAACUCAGCUGCGCAUGAUGAGUUCAGUCGCAACGGAACCAGCGUGCGCCUCAGACCAGCCACCUUUACCACCAACUGCCCUUGGUCUUUCUUUACUGGAAAUAUACUUUACGCGCGUAUAUAACGCACCUCUACUGUUUUAUAAGCCCAUUCUCUUUCAACAAUAUCUUGAGGGGGGGCUUCAUGGAGCUCUUCUUAGAGCUUUACUUGCGUUAGCGACCCUAUUUCUUCAACCAUCGCAUUCAGACGAUGAACACCAUGCUGCAGGUGGGCCUGCGGAAUUAAAAAUUUUGAGCGCGUAUCAUUCUUGUGGACUCCCGUGGGCGAAAGCUGCACUGAGAGAAGCUAUGACAUUGGCCAUGGACGCUCCAUCCCUUAUGAUAAUCCAAGCGCUGCAGUGUCUGCAACUGUAUUGGUUUGGUAUUGGCCAGCCUCACCGAGGCAAUUUAUGUCUUGCACUCGCCUACCGUUCCUGCCACCUCCUUGGGUAUAGCAAGAAGAUUUCGGAUAAAACUAAUGAUUCUGACGUGUCGCUCGAAUCAGAACUUGGCCGUCGAUGCUUCUGGGCUUGCUGGACAUCUACAAGCAUUGUCAUGGAGCCAGAACCCUACAUCAAAUCAUCCUGGCAAGAGGUGGCCAUGGUGCCACUCCCAGGUUUAAUUUCCAAUACAUCAUCAGGUUUUAGGAUAACUCUUAGUGAGAAAAUGGAUGGGGAUUGGUGUUCAAGUGUCCUGGAAUCUGGUACAAGGACCGAUACUCCCCCUGGAGCUGCAGCACUCUUAAUGAAAAUGGUGGGCUUAUGGGCAAAAGCCCAACUUUUGUGCAAGGAUCAUGCCUCUUCUCCGAUUGCUCAAAAUUUCGACUCGGGGAAGAAAUUAACUCACCUGGCAACAUCAUUAUUUGAGGAUGCGGUCUCGCUGAGAAAUUCUGGAUAUCAGAAUGAUUUGACCUCCGAAGUUGAAGUUAUAUUGCUCGUGCAUGAUGCCCUUUACCACCAGUGCCAAAUGACCAUACACUCGAUGGUUGUGCCUUUGUUUUCGGGCAUCUCUACUGACCCCAAAAUUGACAUUGAUACGCAGAGACAAAGUGCAGAGACUGUCACAAAACACGCAGACCUAUUUCAUCGCCUAUUGGAACCUUAUCUCUAUGGUCAGCGUCAUGUUUCACACCUACCUCCUCUUGUCGGCUAUGGUGCUUUUGUCGCAGGUAUUGUGCUUCUGGCUACGGAAAUUUCCUGUCAGAAUAAAGAGGACAAUGGACCUCCCACAGAAGCGGGUAAAAAGGGUUGCAGACUAGCUGCUGUGAAAUCAAUCUUGCACUUAUUAGAUAAUCUUCGAGUCUAUUGGAGGGCCUUGCAACGUCCGUGGGAAACCUUGCAUGCUGCGAUGCAAACAGACCUUUCGAAGUAUAAAAGACGACCCAGACCAACAGACUCACGAGGCAACCAACCAUCGACACACUUCAAUGACCGCGGACCUCCCGAAAUGUCCGCAAGAGUUAAUCAAAACAUGGAUUUCUCGAAUGAACAGCUGCAACUCUCAGUGGUUAACAAGAGUGCAGGAGAAGGAUUUUAUACCCAACAAAGCUCCCACCCCGCUAGUGCCAACGGCAAUGAGUUUGAGGCUCCAGGUGAGAUAGGAACAAGUGACUCAUUGAUGGGCCAGAUCAAUCUACCACACGAUUAUGACUGGUAUAGCUUGUCUUUCGAGGAGGCUGGAGUUGAGCAGUUUGCUGGGCUUGAACCUUCCACCCUUUUCCAACAAGGUUGGAGCACAUUUGGCUAG
This is a messenger RNA of Penicillium samsonianum, 2211 nucleotides long. RefSeq lists its product as uncharacterized. Gene Ontology annotation, molecular function: DNA binding; DNA-binding transcription factor activity, RNA polymerase II-specific; zinc ion binding. The record is from RefSeq and is a predicted model, not a curated record. Gene Ontology annotation, biological process: DNA-templated transcription; regulation of DNA-templated transcription. The transcript has 8 exons. Gene Ontology annotation, cellular component: nucleus. Bases 1 to 2211 code for a protein of 736 amino acids. Lineage: Eukaryota; Fungi; Ascomycota; Eurotiomycetes; Eurotiales; Aspergillaceae.